Molecule: messenger RNA, 1245 nt
Organism: Acinonyx jubatus (cheetah)
Lineage: Eukaryota; Metazoa; Chordata; Mammalia; Carnivora; Felidae
Product: olfactory receptor 10A4
Exons: 1
Coding region: 1-948 (315 amino acids)
Biological process (GO): G protein-coupled receptor signaling pathway
Cellular component (GO): membrane
Molecular function (GO): G protein-coupled receptor activity; olfactory receptor activity
Source: RefSeq, a predicted model, not a curated record
AUGAUGUGGGGAAACUGGACAAUUGUCAGUGAGUUUGUCCUUGUGAGUUUUUCAACCUUAUCCUCUGAGCUACAAGCUCUACUGUUUCUCCUUUUUUUGACUGUUUACCUGGUUACUCUAAUGGGCAAUAUUCUCAUCAUCCUGGUCACUACAGCUGACUCUGCUCUACAAAACCCUAUGUACUUCUUCCUCAGGAACUUGUCCUUCCUGGAGAUAGGCUUCAACUUGGUCAUUGUGCCCAAGAUGCUGGGGACUCUGAUCAUCCAAGACACAACCAUAUCCUUCCUUGGCUGUGCCUCUCAGAUGUAUUUCUUUUUCUUCUUUGGGGCUGCUGAGUGUUGCCUCCUGGCCACAAUGGCAUAUGACCGCUAUGUGGCCAUCUGUGACCCUUUGCGCUACCCAAUCAUUAUGAACCGCAAGGCCUGCGCCCAGCUAGCAGCUGCCUCUUGGUUCUCAGGGUUUCCAGUGGCCACCGUGCAAACCACAUGGAUUUUCAGCUUCCCUUUUUGUGGCCCCAACAGAGUGAACCACUUCUUUUGUGACAGCCCCCCUGUCAUUGCACUGGUCUGUGCUGAUACCUCUCUGUUUGAACUGGAGGCUCUGACGGCCACGGUCUUAUUCAUCCUCUUUCCUUUCUUGCUGAUCCUGGGAUCCUAUGUCCGCAUUCUUUCCACUAUCUUCAGGAUGCCCUCAGCUGAGGGGAAACGCAAGGCCUUCUCCACCUGUUCCUCCCACCUUCUGGUUGUGUCCCUCUUCUACAGCACUGCCAUCCUCACAUACUUCCGACCCCGGUCCAGCACCUCUCCUGAGAGCAAGAAGUUGUUGUCGCUCUCCUACACAGUAGUGACUCCCAUGUUGAACCCCAUCAUCUACAGCUUAAGGAACAGUGAAGUGAAGUCUGCACUGAGGCGAGUCAUCCGCAGGACCCUGGGCCCUCAGAAACUAUGAUUGACUGACAUGGAAACUGAAGGGGUGGAAGGCAAGGGCAAAGGAGAGAAAAAAUAAUUCCUCAAAUGAGUUCUGGUCUCUCUUCAGUCUAGGAGCGAUGCUCUAUCCACUAGAAUUUUGGACUCUACUAGGAUCCAUUUCUCAAUGAUCUCAAAGAUCAUGAUUCUUUGGAUUCUGUGGGAUUGUGGUACCAAUGCAUCUGAGGAUGCCGCCAGUUUACACAGAUUAGGAGCCUAUCCGGAGGUUGAUAACAUCGCUACAAUUUGCCAUUCGUUACUUGUUUUAACUUUUCUUGAA